Molecule: messenger RNA, 1467 nt
Organism: Rotaria sordida
Lineage: Eukaryota; Metazoa; Rotifera; Eurotatoria; Philodinida; Philodinidae
Source: the annotation of a GenBank genome assembly
AUGCCAUCAAAAUUUACUCGACUUGAAAAUCUCAUUUUUCAUGGUAUCAAAUCAUUUUUUCUUGAUGCAAUUCUUAUGUCUUUACUUACCUUACCUUGUCUAUCGUCAUUAGUCAUCGAUUGUAUAGAUAAUGUUGAAAAUAAAAACGUUGUUUUUUAUCAAAUAUUUCGUUUACCUGUAUUAAAAUAUUGUAAAUUAUCAUUAAAUGAACCUUUUAGUCUUGGUUCAUUACCUAUUGCAACUACUGAAUUCAGUUCUAUUGAACAUCUUGUUAUUACAAAAUUAUUGCGACUCGACGAAUUGAAUGGUCUUUUAUCAUAUGUUCCUAAACUUCAUCUCUUAUCGAUUCAUCUUUCAAAUCGAUUUUCUGAAACAUAUCAACAACAGCAUUUUAUUCAUUUGAAUCAUUUGACACAUGUUUUUUUAAAUAUAACGAACAUGAAUUUCAAAGAAUUUGAAUUAAUAAUAAAAAAUUUAUUUAAUCGAGUUGAAGUUUUAUGUAUUACAUUAAAAGAUGAUUCAACAUAUUUAUAUGAAAAUCAAUGGAAACAAUUAAUUUUAUUUCAUAUGCAUCAUUUGCGAAUCUUUGAUAUUAUGAUUUCGUAUACUGCAGACUCUUCUGCAGAUAUAUUCAUAUCUAUCUCUCUAACUAAUCAUUUCAAGUCUCAAUUUUGGUUUGAACGAAGAUGGUUUUUUGAAUAUCAAAUUUAUAAUGACUUACUUGAUGGUUUUAUCUUUUAUUCAAUAAAUCCAUACAGAAGAAAAUCUUACUCAAUUUAUGAUGAAAGAGUCAUGAGCACCUCUUCAUUUCGUCCAAAAUGUAACAUAAAUCCAGUUCAAUUUGUUAAAAUUCAAGAGCAAGAAGAGAUAAUUAAUUGUAGAUAUUAUUUUCCAAAUGCUAUUGAACUUACUCUUUCAUAUUUUUAUGAAAAAAAAAAUCAAAACUUUCACUUAACCAGUUUUAAUAAUAUUAUUCCAUUAAAACAACUUACUAAAUUAGUCAUCCAUAUAUGCCCUGAUCGUUUUGUGGAAAUAAUUGAACUAUUACUUUUAUCACCUAAUAUUCAUACUUUCGAAAUUCAUUGUGAAUCACUUAAGUAUUUCGAUUUAAUAUCAAUUGAAAAUAGUGAAACAUUUCAAUUAUUAUCCAAAACAAAUAAUAUUAAAGAAAUUAUUAUUAUGUUAGAUUGUACAUUGGAAAUAACAAAAUUUUUUGUUAAUUUAUGUCUUCGAUUACAAUAUCUUACAAUGAAAAUUUCGAAUGAUAAUCUUCAAUUAGUUUUACCAUUUUUAUUCUCGAAAAGUAAUUAUAUUACACAUAAUUUAUUUUUAUUAUGUAUUAAAUAUAUGUCUAAUACUGAAUUCGAUAUACUGGAGAACUUUAUUGUAUUGCAGGAGUCGUUCGAUGUCUAUUUAACAAGAACAAAAGUUAAUCCAUACAAUAACGAUGUGUAUUUAUGGUGGUAA